CGUGCGCCGCGCUGAUUCGUUUUGUUUUCCAUUAAAAUGACUAAAAAACAGGCAAUAAAACGUAAAGUGAAGGAACCUGAGCCCACAAAUGAACAAUCUUCAGCUUCUGAGCCGUCUGACAAUGAAGAGGAUGAAGACCUGCUGCAAGCUGUAAAAGAUCCUGGUGAGGAUACCACUGAUGAUGAGGGCAUAGAUCAGGAAUAUCAAUCGGACAGCAGCGAAGAUCUGGAGUUUGAGAGCGACGAAGAAGGCAACUAUUUGGGCAGAAAAGCGAACAACGAGGCAGAGGACGAUGCAGAGGAAGAUGAAGACGACGACGACGAGGAAGAUGAGGACUCCGAUGAAGCUAGCGAGGAUAACGAUGAUGCCAAAGAGGAGAAGCCCAGCAGCAGUAAGACAGCGGCUGGCCAGACAAAAGUGGAGCCCAUCAUUCAGAUAAUUCCGCGUGAUCCUUCAAAGCCCGAGUAUGAGGACUCGGACACUUCUGAUGAGGAGGAUAUACGCAAUACAGUGGGCAACAUACCCAUGCACUGGUACGACGAGUACAAGCACAUUGGCUACGACUGGGAUGCCAAGAAAAUUGUUAAGCCGCCAAAGGGCGAUCAAAUCGAUGACUUUUUGCGCAAGAUCGAGGAUCCGAAUUUCUGGCGCACCGUCAAGGAUCCGCAGACCGGCCAGGAAGUGUUGCUGACCGACGAGGAUAUAGCUCUGAUUAAGCGUGUCAACUCGGGACGCAUACCCAAUGCCGAGCACGAUGAGUACGCGCCAUGGAUCGAGUGGUUCACAUCGGAGGUGGAGAAAAUGCCCAUCAAGAAUGUGCCCGAUCACAAGCGUUCUUUCCUGCCGUCGGUGUCGGAAAAGAAGAAGGUAUCGCGCAUGGUGCAUGCCCUCAAAAUGGGCUGGAUGAAGACCACCGAGGAGGUGGAGCGCGAAAAGCAAAAGAAGCGCGGUCCAAAGUUCUAUAUGCUAUGGGAAACGGACACCGGCCGGGAGAGUAUGCGUCGCAUACACGAUCCCGUCUCGGCGCCCAAGCGUGAUCUGCCCGGCCAUGCCGAAUCCUAUAAUCCACCGCCCGAGUAUCUGUUCGACGAGAAGGAGACCAAGGAGUGGCUCAAGCAAAAGGAUGAGCCGCACAAGCGCAAGCUGCACUUCAUGCCACAGAAAUUCAAAUCUCUGCGCGAGGUGCCCGCCUAUUCCCGCUAUCUGCGGGAGCGCUUCCUGCGCUGCCUCGAUCUGUACUUGUGUCCGCGUGCCAAGCGCGUCAAGCUGAACAUUGAUGCCGAGUAUCUGAUACCCAAGCUGCCUUCGCCACGCGAUCUGCAGCCGUUCCCCACGGUCGAGAGUCUCGUCUAUCGCGGCCACACAGAUCUGGUGCGUUCCGUCAGCGUGGAGCCCAAGGGCGAGUACAUGGCCUCCGGCUCCGAUGACAAGACGGUCAAGAUUUGGGAAAUUGCCACGGGUCGUUGCAUCCGCACCAUCGAGACAAACGACGUGGUACGCUGCGUGGCGUGGUGUCCCAAUGCCAAGCUAUCUAUUAUUGCGGUGGCCACCGGCAGUCGCUUGCUGCUCAUCAAUCCCAAGGUGGGCGACAAGCUGCUGAUCAAGAAAACGGAUGAUCUGCUCGCCGAAUCGCCCAGCCUGGAUGUCAUUGAUAACGAGCGCAUCAAGACGGCCGUUCAGUGGUCCAAUGCGGAGCCCGAGGAGCAGGAGAAGGGCGUGCGUGUGGUCAUCACACACUUUAAGCCUAUACGCCAGGUCACCUGGCAUGGUCGCGGCGAUUAUCUGGCCACCGUCAUGCCCGAGGGCGCCAAUCGUUCGGCGCUCAUACACCAGCUCUCCAAGCGACGCUCGCAAAUACCCUUCUCCAAGAGCAAGGGCCUUAUCCAGUGCGUGCUCUUCCAUCCAGUCAAACCGUGCUUCUUCGUGGCGACCCAACACAAUAUACGCAUCUACGAUCUGGUCAAGCAGGAGCUGAUCAAGAAGCUGCUAACCAACUCCAAGUGGAUAUCGGGCAUGUCCAUACAUCCCAAGGGCGACAAUCUGCUGGUCUCCACCUAUGACAAGAAGAUGCUUUGGUUCGAUCUGGAUCUGUCCACGAAACCAUAUCAGACAAUGCGUUUGCAUCGCAAUGCCGUGCGCAGCGUGGCCUUCCAUUUGCGCUAUCCUCUCUUCGCAUCGGGCAGCGAUGACCAGGCGGUCAUUGUCUCCCAUGGCAUGGUCUACAAUGAUCUGUUGCAAAAUCCCUUGAUUGUGCCGCUCAAGAAGCUGCAGACGCACGAGAAACGCGACGAGUUCGGCGUCCUGGAUGUUAGCUGGCAUCCGGUGCAGCCUUGGGUCUUCUCCACAGGCGCCGACUGCACAAUCAGGCUCUAUACGUGAAGAGUGCAGCUUGUUGCACAUUUAGUUUUAAGCGCUCAAUUUGUAUGUGAAAGUUGAGAUAGUGAACAAUAUAUCUUAUUGAAUGAUA
This is a messenger RNA of Drosophila novamexicana, 2467 nucleotides long. RefSeq names its product ribosome biogenesis protein BOP1 homolog. The coding region runs from base 37 to 2379 and encodes 780 amino acids. The record is from RefSeq and is a predicted model, not a curated record. The transcript has 5 exons. NCBI's taxonomy places the organism in Eukaryota, Metazoa, Arthropoda, Insecta, Diptera, Drosophilidae. Gene Ontology annotation, cellular component: PeBoW complex; preribosome, large subunit precursor. Gene Ontology annotation, molecular function: protein binding; ribonucleoprotein complex binding. Gene Ontology annotation, biological process: maturation of LSU-rRNA from tricistronic rRNA transcript (SSU-rRNA, 5.8S rRNA, LSU-rRNA); ribosome biogenesis.